Molecule: messenger RNA, 966 nt
Organism: Ctenocephalides felis (cat flea)
Lineage: Eukaryota; Metazoa; Arthropoda; Insecta; Siphonaptera; Pulicidae
Exons: 1
Coding region: 1-966 (321 amino acids)
Biological process (GO): DNA integration
Molecular function (GO): nucleic acid binding
Source: RefSeq, a predicted model, not a curated record
AUGGGAAAUCUACCAAUUGAACGAGUAACCAUAGCUCGUCCUUUUUUAAAUACCGAAGUAGACUAUGCAGGCCCAAUCAAUUUGCGUACAAGUGGGCUACGAAAAGCACCGCAAAUGAAGGGCUACAUAGCACUUUUUAUUUGUUUUAGUACAAAAGCCAUACAUCUGGAACUAGUUACCAGUUUGACAACCGACGCAUUUAUAGCUGCUUUGAAACGUUUUAUCUCGCGCAGAGGCAAAUGCAGUAAAAUUUUUUCUGACAAUGGUACAAAUUUCAUAGGCGCUAGGCAUGAGUUACAUAAGCUGUAUAAUUUGUUUAAAAAUGAGCAUAGUAGAAACGAGGUGAUUAACGCGGCUGCCGUAGAGGGCAUUGAGUGGAAAUUUAAUCCACCCCACGCACCACACUUUGGUGGUUUGUGGGAAAGCGCGGUAAAAUUAAUUAAGCAUCAUUUGCGAAGAGUAGUGGGAGAAACUUGUCUAACUUACGAAGAAUUUUCCACGGUUUUAACCCAAAUAGAAGCAAUAGUUAAUUCAAGGCCAAUUACAAGUGUUUUUGAUGAUAGUAAUGAACCCACGUUUUUAAGUCCCGGACAUUUCUUGAUAGGUGAAGCACUUACCGCAUUUCCGGAACCCAGCUUAAUCGACGUAACGUUAAGUAGAUUAUCACUUUGGCAACAACUUAAUCAAUUAAAAGAUAAAUUUUGGAAACGUUGGUCCAUAGAGUAUCUCGGUCAGCUUCAGAGUCGUUACAAAUGGAAAACUUCCUCAAAAAAUUUAAAAGUGGACGACAUAGUUCUUUUAAAGGAAGAUAAUUUACCUCCAUUAAGCUGGUUACUGGGUCGCGUUAUAGGCACUGCAAUCGGCAAAGAUAAAAAUGUGAGAGUAGCUACAGUAAAAACAAAAAAUGAUAUAUUUAUAAGGCCAAUUGUUAAAUUGUGCCCUUUACCAGUAGAAGAUGUAGAAUAG